This is a messenger RNA of Gadus chalcogrammus (walleye pollock), 2453 nucleotides long. RefSeq names its product protocadherin alpha-8-like. Bases 13 to 2373 code for a protein of 786 amino acids. Gene Ontology annotation, biological process: homophilic cell-cell adhesion. The transcript has a single exon. Gene Ontology annotation, cellular component: plasma membrane. Lineage: Eukaryota; Metazoa; Chordata; Actinopteri; Gadiformes; Gadidae. The record is from RefSeq and is a predicted model, not a curated record. Gene Ontology annotation, molecular function: calcium ion binding.
GAUUGGCCCAUUAUGGAGAAAAAUGAACACUUGGCAAGCAUCGCUUAUGCCGUCGGUUUUCUCUUACUUUUGCUAUGCAACGUUUCGGCGCAGAUCCGCUAUUCCAUAACCGAGGAAGUUAAAAAAGGAACGGUGGUUGGUAAUAUCGCAAAGGAUUUGGGACUGGAUACUAAUUCAUUGAAGGAGAGAGGAUGUCGAAUCGUGCCGGGGUCUACGGAGUCUCUGUUCCAGGUCAACCAGCACGAUGGUAUAUUGUAUGUCAAGGAAAUCAUUGACAGAGAGACCGUGUGCGAACGAACAAGUCCGUGCUUGAUCAAUCUGAAAACUGUUCUGGAAAAUCCUCUUGAGAUUCAUUAUGUUGUUGUCGAGGUGCUAGACGUGAACGAUCACUCUCCCAGCUUCUCGGAGAAGGAGGCUCGUUUAGAGGUUUCUGAAUCCAGUCAGCCAGGAUUACGGAUUCAACUCCAAACCGCUCGUGACUCGGACGUUGGUCAGUUUACAGUUCAAGAGUAUAAACUGAGCCACAACGACCACUUCCGUUUAGAAAUUAAAGAUCGUGGAAAAGACGGUAAAAUACCCGUGUUAAAUCUGCUAAGGCCGCUUGAUAGGGAGACAAAGGCCAGUCAUAGAUUACUUCUUACUGCCAUCGAUGGAGGAAAACCCCCGAGAUCAGGUUCAGUGCAAAUCCAAGUGAAUGUUUUAGAUGUUAAUGAUAAUAUGCCAAUUUUUACCAAAGAAAUUUAUGCUGUUGAUUUGAAUGAAAAUGCCCCUAUAGGCACCACCGUAAUACAAAUAAAUGCCACAGAUUUAGACCAGGGAUCGAACGGAGAAAUCCUCUAUUCUUUCGGUAAUAACGUGGACCGCACAAUACUAGAACUUUUUCGCAUCGAUCCAAAUACAGGUGAAAUUAUUGUGCAGGGUUUACUAGAUUUCGAAAUGUCAGAGAGCUAUGACAUUGAUAUAAAGGCUUCAGAUAAGGGAUCGGCUCCAUUCAAGACAGACAAAAGUGUAUUGGUUAAUAUUGUGGAUUUGAACGAUAAUGUGCCAGAAAUAGAAGUAACUUCGUUUUCAAGGGCAGUUGCGGAAGAUGCUCGACUGGGAACAACUGUUGCAUUAAUAAGCGUGAAUGAUCUAGAUUCUGGGCUUAACGGAAAAGUCGUUUGCUCUUUAAGUGAUGACAUUCCUUUCACGUUAUUUCCUUCUACUCAAGACAAAAUGUAUUCGUUGGUCACAAAAUCCCCUUUAGACAGAGAGAAGCAGUCUGGAUACAAUGUUAGAAUUAUUGCCUGCGACUCAGGAGUGCCAAUGCUAUCUUCAGAAAAAUACAUACACAUUGUAGUAUCAGAUGUAAACGACAAUAGUCCUACAUUUCCAUUAAGCCAUUACACAUUCUAUAUCACUGAAAACAACAACCCAAGUGCUUCCCUUUUUUCAGUCAGAGCCUCCGACCCAGACGAAGAUUCAAAUUCCCUCAUUUCAUAUCAUAUACCAAGAGUGGAACGGGAACAUUCGUCCUUUCUUAACAUCAACCAUGAAAGCGGCGUUAUAGUGGCCCACAAAAGCUUUGAUUUUGAAACUCUUAAAACGUUCCAAUUUCAUGUUGUUGCCACGGACGGGGGAACUAACUCACGAAGCAGCAACGUCACUGUUCAUGUGUUCAUUCUGGAUGAUAACGACAACCCUCCGGUUAUCUUACAUCCGCUCAGCUCUAACGGUUCUGCUGAGGGAGUAGAGGAGGUUCCUCGCAAUGUUCCUGCAGGCCACCUGGUGACUAAAGUGAGAGCCUACGAUGCUGAUAUAGGAUACAACGGCUGGCUGUUAUUCUCACUACAGGAAGUGAGUGACAACAGUCUCUUUGGUUUGGAUCGCUAUACUGGACGGAUAAGAACACUGCGCUCAUUCACAGAGACAGACGAGGCUCAACAUAAACUGGUCAUACUGGUCAAAGACAAUGGGAACGUGUCACUCUCAGCAACAGCUACUGUGGUUGUCAAGCUGGUGGAGCCCAAAGAGGCCAUUUCAGCUUCUGAUGUGAAAAGUGUUUCAAAGGCAGACGAUGAGAGCAAUGUCACUUUUUAUCUGAUGAUAACUCUGGGCUCUGUCUCUGCUCUCUUCAUCGCCAGCAUCAUCAUGUUGGUUGUGAUGCAAUGCUCCAAACCAAGGGAACUUAGUGCUGCAAAGUAUUUACAAGAAACCAACUAUGACGGAACUCUGUGUCACAGCAUCCAGUACAGAUCUGGAGAGAAACGCUAUAUGUUAGUUGGACCCAGAAUGAGUAUAGGAUCUACUAUAGUCCCGGGGAGCAAUGGGAACACUCUAGUGGUCCCCGACAGGAGGAGUACAUCUACAGAGGUAAGAUCAAUGAGAUAUUGAAUUGUUUGAUUGUGUUGCUUAUUUUGAUGAAGGGAAUAAUUAAACCCAAAAUGAGUUUAGCAUCUAAAAUAGCAAUAAUA